GAUGACCGUGUGGGCGAAGUGAAGAAGAUAUAUUUUUCGCAUCAAAAUUUUUUGUAAAAAUAUUUAAAAUAUUGCGCGUGUGAUGAAAAGAUUUUAAUAAAUAUUUAUGUUAAAAUACAAAUUAACCAAUCAAAUUGAUUGAUUCUUCAGAAAUCGUGACGCAUUGUGGAAGAAACGAAAAAGAAAAAAAAAAUCCAUACCAUCCUGAAAAAUACAAAAAAAAAAAAAAAUUCCCAUGCAAAAAAAAAUGAGAAAUGAAUUAAUCAUUCACAAUGGAGUAAUUACUUUCCAGUGAAAAAGAAAAUCAUUUAUAUUUUUUCUCUCUCUCGAAACUCUACUCCAAUCUCAUAGGAAUAACCUCAAGAAAAUUUAUAAUUUUUAUUUUCCCAUUUUCCACGACGAAUGAAAGUUUUUAUAUAUUUUCUUAAAUUUUUUUGCAUCUCCUCUGUUGACACAUAAAACAAAAAAAAAUCUAGCUCGUUACUGUGUGAGGUGACCCUCUUUUUGUAAUACAUAACGGCAAAAUUCGAGUGUGUGUGAAUAAAUAAAACAAGGAAAAACUCUUCUCCCCAACAACAAAUUCGCCGCAUCUCCCACAGAAGAAUCACAAUAAUCACACUAUUCUUUUCUCAACUUGGUGGUCCUCUGAGAAAAACUGUUAUUAGAAAGGAAGUAACAUGGCUGAAUUGAUGAAUAUUGAUAGUAUAAUAUCCCGGCUUUUAGAAGUUCGUGGUGCCAGACCCGGAAAAAAUGUCCAACUCUCAGAAACUGAAAUCCGUGGAUUGUGUCUUAAGUCGCGAGAAAUAUUUCUAUCACAGCCAAUUCUUUUAGAAUUGGAAGCUCCACUUAAAAUCUGUGGUGACAUUCAUGGACAGUAUUAUGACUUGUUGCGUCUCUUUGAAUACGGUGGCUUUCCACCAGAAUCAAAUUAUUUGUUCUUGGGAGAUUAUGUUGAUCGUGGCAAGCAAUCAUUGGAAACGAUAUGUCUGUUGCUUGCAUACAAAAUCAAAUAUUCAGAAAAUUUCUUCUUGCUUAGAGGAAAUCAUGAGUGUGCCAGCAUAAACAGAAUUUAUGGUUUCUAUGAUGAAUGCAAAAGACGCUACACUAUUAAGUUAUGGAAGACAUUUACAGACUGCUUCAAUUGCUUGCCAGUUGCAGCUAUUGUUGAUGAGAAAAUUUUCUGCUGCCAUGGUGGCUUGAGUCCUGAUUUGUCAUCAAUGGAACAAAUUAGACGUAUUAUGAGACCGACAGAUGUACCGGAUCAAGGACUGUUAUGUGAUCUAUUAUGGUCUGAUCCUGAUAAGGACACAAUGGGUUGGGGUGAAAAUGAUCGUGGUGUCAGUUUCACUUUUGGAGCCGAGGUGGUAAAUAAAUUCUUGCAAAAGCAUGACUUUGAUCUGAUAUGCCGAGCUCAUCAAGUCGUUGAAGACGGCUAUGAAUUCUUUGCCAAACGACAAUUGGUCACUCUAUUUUCGGCUCCCAAUUACUGCGGUGAAUUUGAUAAUGCGGGUGCAAUGAUGUCCGUGGAUGAUACGCUGAUGUGCUCUUUCCAGAUAUUGAAACCUGCAGAUAAACAAAUCAGAAGAAACUGAAAUUCGAUAGACGAUACGAAAGAAAAUGAUCGUGUCAAACAACUGAACAAAGAAGAAAUUAGACAAAAUAAAAACGAAAAGAAAAAUAUGAAGAAAAAUAAAAAUAAUAAUUCAAAUAACAGCGGAAGUGGUGGUGGCAAUAAUAAUAGCAACAGUAAUGGCAGCAGUAAUGGAAGCAGUAAUAACAGCAACAACAAAAGUAACAACAAAAACAACACCAACAACAAAUCUACAAAGAGCAAAAAUAAAUGUGCAUUUCUACAUUAUUUCCUUCCAACAUGCAAAAAUUAACAAAAAUUA
Messenger RNA from Episyrphus balteatus (marmalade hoverfly), 1892 nucleotides. It is a transcript of the gene Pp1alpha-96A, whose product is annotated as serine/threonine-protein phosphatase alpha-1 isoform. Gene Ontology annotation, cellular component: nucleus; cytoplasm. NCBI's taxonomy places the organism in Eukaryota, Metazoa, Arthropoda, Insecta, Diptera, Syrphidae. Bases 678 to 1592 code for a protein of 304 amino acids. Gene Ontology annotation, molecular function: protein serine/threonine phosphatase activity. The transcript has 8 exons. The record is from RefSeq and is a predicted model, not a curated record.